UUCAUCAACAAUGCCUCUCGCAAUCCAAGCCUUUUUCGUCGCUCUUCUCUUCUCUUGCAUUGCUUCAGCAGCUAUCGUCGAACAUGUUUUCCACGUGGAAGACGUGAUGAUGAAACCGUUGUGCAAGGAGCAAAUGAUACCGGCUGUUAACAGAAGUCUUCCCGGUCCAACAAUUGACGUUAGAGAAGGCGACACUCUUGUGGUUCAUGUCAUCAACAACUCAACUUACAACAUAACUAUCCACUGGCAUGGAGUUUUUCAGAGGAACAGCCCAUGGAUGGAUGGUGCGAAUAUGAUAACUCAAUGUCCGAUUCAACCAGGUUAUAACUUCACAUAUCGAUUCGAUAUCACUGGACAAGAAGGUACAUUGUUAUGGCACGCACACGUCGUUAAUCUGCGAGCCACUCUUCACGGGGCUAUAAUCAUUCGUCCCCGAUCUGGUCGUCCCUACCCUUUUCCUAAACCUUACAAAGAAGUUCCUAUCAUUUUUGCACAAUGGUGGGACGUAGAUCUUAGAGUUCUCCAGCUACGGCCAGCUCCUAUUGCCGAUGCAUUUCUGAUAAAUGGCCUCGCCGGAGAUACAUAUUCUUGCUCUAAGAACAGGAUGUAUAACCUCAAGGUAGUACAAGGAAAAACAUACUUGUUAAGGAUUAUAAAUGCGGCGCUCAACACUCACCUCUUCUUCAAAAUAGCAAAUCACAAUGUGACAGUUGUUGCUAUAGAUGCUGCCUACACAACUCCUUACGUCAGCGAUGUGAUGAUUUUGACGCCGGGACAAACCGUUGACGCACUUCUCACCGCCGAUCAACCCAUUGGUUUGUACUACAUGACCAUCAGCGCUUACAUUAGUGCCCACCCUAUCGUACCGCUUCCCACUGAUAGAACCAUAAAUGGUAUGGUCGUCUACGAGGGUGCCACGUUGAACACAUCUCCAGCAAAGACGACGAUGCCUGAAGGGAUGAACCACAUUUCGACUGCUCAUAGAUUCUCCUCGAACAUGACCAGCCUUGUGGGUGGACCCCACUGGACGCCGGUGCCUCUCCAUGUGGACGAGAAGAUGUUCAUAACCAUGGGGCUUGGUCUAGACCCAUGUCCUUUAGGAACCAAGUGUCCUGGACCGUUAGGUCAAAGAUAUGCCGGUUCUCUCAACAACCGUACUUUUCCAAUUCCGCAAACACUUUCUCUACAGGAAGCUUAUUAUUACAAUAUUAGUGGAAUCUACACAGAUGAUUUCCCCAACCAGCCACCGCUCAAAUUUGAUUAUACAAAUUUCGAAGUCACUGGUGAUAAUGAGUACAAAAUGUUGUUUCCAGAAAGGAAAGCUAGCGUCAAGAAACUUAAGUUCAAUUCUACAGUCGAGGUUAUUGUACAGAACACAGCCAUAAUCACCAGUGAGAGCCAUCCUAUGCACCUUCACGGCUUCAACUUCUACGUGUUAGGUUAUGGUUACGGUAAUUAUGAUCCAAUCAAUGAUGCAAGAAAGCUAAAUCUAGUCAACCCGCAAAUGCGCAAUACUGUUGGUGUACCACCAGGUGGAUGGGUUGUACUCAGAUUUAUCGCUGAUAAUCCUGGUGCAUGGAUGUUUCAUUGUCACAUGGAUGCACAUUUACCUUACGGAAUUAUAAUGACUUUCAUAGUUGAAAAUGGACCAACACCGGAAACAAGCUUGCAACCUCCGCCGUCGAAUCUUCCACAAUGCACUCGGGAUCCCAAGAUCUAUGAGUCUCCCACUACUAACAUUGAUUUGUCUUAUUAGAACA
Raphanus sativus (radish) is the source of this 1760-nucleotide messenger RNA. Its product is annotated as laccase-8-like. Gene Ontology annotation, cellular component: apoplast. Gene Ontology annotation, molecular function: hydroquinone:oxygen oxidoreductase activity; copper ion binding. The transcript is spliced from 6 exons. Gene Ontology annotation, biological process: lignin catabolic process. Lineage: Eukaryota; Viridiplantae; Streptophyta; Magnoliopsida; Brassicales; Brassicaceae. The record is from RefSeq and is a predicted model, not a curated record. The coding region runs from base 11 to 1756 and encodes 581 amino acids.